Messenger RNA from Vanessa tameamea, 3303 nucleotides. RefSeq names its product calpain-A (gene CalpA). The transcript is spliced from 21 exons. Bases 147 to 2669 code for a protein of 840 amino acids. Gene Ontology annotation, cellular component: cytoplasm. The record is from RefSeq and is a predicted model, not a curated record. Gene Ontology annotation, biological process: proteolysis. Lineage: Eukaryota; Metazoa; Arthropoda; Insecta; Lepidoptera; Nymphalidae. Gene Ontology annotation, molecular function: calcium ion binding; calcium-dependent cysteine-type endopeptidase activity.
UGAAUGAUCAAAUCUCCGCAAAUCAUUCUAUGUUCAUUCACCUCAACCUUAAAUUCAUUCAACUUUGUGUUGGACUUGGUGACGUACGGUGAAUAUAAACAAACACUUCCCCGCUGAGUUUAUUUCGAGUUCGAAGUGAACAAACAAUGUCUUUCUAUUAUCCGAAAAACUUUCGGGCCAAUGGCUGGGGUUGGCAUAGAACCGCGAACGCGGCAUCCGCAGUGAGUGGGUUUUUGAAUAAGGAACGAAAUGGCGGCGGCAGUUCUGAACGAUUAAUUGGUAAUGGCAGCUUAUACCCUAGCCUGCCAACGGAUGAUGACGCUACAUUCUCUGGGGUAAAGUUGUACCCGUCGCUUCCUGUUGAGGAAUAUGAGAGCGGGGCUGUCGCAGAAGUUGUUGAAGAGGCCUGUGCAGCAGUCAACGUUAGUUUGGAGCUGGGUGAAACUCGUCCAUCUUCAUUUGGCCCUGCAACGUACCAAGACUUCAAAGAAAUCAGGUCUCGUUGUUUGGCCGAUGGUAGAUUAUUUGAAGAUCCGGAGUUUCCAGCGAUAGACCGCAGUUUGUACUACAAGGAACGAUUGGAUAGACCACUGACAUGGCUUCGACCUGGGGAAAUGUGCGAAAAUCCGCAACUGUUCGUGGAGGGCUACAGUCGCUUCGACGUGCAGCAAGGAGAGCUCGGCGACUGCUGGCUGCUGGCCGCUGUCGCCAACCUCACGUUGCAUAGAAAACUAUUCUUCCAAGUGGUGCCCGAUGAUCAAAGUUUUGAUGAAGACUAUGCUGGUAUCUUUCAUUUCCGGUUCUGGCAGUACGGUCGUUGGGUGGACGUCGUCAUAGAUGAUCGUCUCCCCACUUACAGGGGGAAACUCGUUUUCCUGCACUCCUCCGAGAGGAACGAGUUCUGGAGUGCUUUGCUGGAGAAGGCUUAUGCUAAAUUACACGGUUCCUACGAGGCACUAAAAGGUGGUUCAACAUGCGAAGCUAUGGAAGACUUCACCGGCGGAGUAACUGAGAUGUACGAAAUGACGGAACUGCCUCCCAACUUCUAUACCAUACUUUUGAAGGCCUAUGAGAGGAACUCGCUCAUGGGUUGCAGCAUAGAGCCGGACCCCAACGUGCUGGAGGCGGAGACGCCGGCCGGCCUCAUCCGCGGCCACGCCUACUCCGUGACGCGCGUCAAGUACGUCGACAUCGAGACGCCCGGCCGCGCCGGCAAGAUCCCGCUGCUGCGCCUGCGCAACCCCUGGGGGAACGAGGCCGAGUGGAACGGCGCCUGGAGCGACAAGUCUCCGGAAUGGCGAUUCAUACCAGAGUCAGAAAAGGAGGAAUUGGGCUUGACUUUCGACGACGACGGCGAGUUCUGGAUGGCUUUCAAGGAUUUCGCCAGCCACUUUGAUAGAGUAGAAAUAUGUAACUUGAACCCUGAUUCAUUGGAUCCUGAAGAGUGUCCCGAAGGCUGUACAAAGAAAUGGGAGAUGUCUGUCUUCGAGGGAGAAUGGGUCAGAGGUGUAACGGCCGGUGGUUGCAGGAAUUACCUCGAGUCCUUCUGGAAGAAUCCACAAUACACCGUCACCUUAAAAGACCCUGAUGAAGAUGAUGAAGAAAAUAAGUGUACCAUCAUCGUAGCUCUCAUGCAGAAGAACCGUCGUUCCCAACGUCACCAGGGCCUGGAGUGUCUCACUAUAGGCUUUGCAGUUUACCGUCUCCCUGAUUACGGACAUGUCCCCAAGCCGCUAGAUGUAAACUUCUUCAAGUACAAUGCUUCAGUUGGACGUUCUCAAGCCUUUAUCAAUCUUAGAGAAGUCAGUGCUCGUUUCAAGUUGGAGCCGGGUUCGUAUGUGAUUGUGCCUUCAACCUUCGAGCCCAGUGAAGAAGGAGAAUUCCUCUUACGUGUGUUCUCAGAGAAAAGCAAUAAUAUGGCUGAAAACGACGAAGAAGUCGGUAUGGGCGACGUUGAUGACAGGGUAAAAGAAAUAACACCAAAUCCCGAACCAACGGAUCCAAUUCGUGACUUCUUCAACCGCUUGGCCGGCUCCGAUGGGGAGGUUGACUGGCAAGAGUUAAAGGAGAUUCUCGACUAUGCUAUGAGAGAGGAGCUGGCCAUGCGCCACGGGGCGGCGUACGACGGCGGGGGGGUGCGCGCGGGCGCGGCGGGGACGCCCCCGCAGGAGCAGAGCUGCCUGGAGCAGCUGCUGUGCGCGCUCUGCACGCCCAUCUGCAAGGAGAUCGGCGUCGACCUGCAGCAGGUGGCACAGCAGCAGGAGCAGGUCCAUCUUAACCAGCCGCAGCCGCAAGAGCUGCAAGGUGAGGGUUUCUCCAAGGACGUCUGCAGGAGCAUGAUCGCGAUGCUCGAUAAGGACAACUCCGGCGGUCUCGGCUUCGAGGAGUUUAAAUCUCUGUGGAUCGACCUGAGGCAGUGGCGGGCGGUGUUCCGCCUGUACGACACCGAGGGCCGCGGCGCCGUCCCGCAGCAGCACUUGCGCGACGCGCUGCACUCGGCCGGGUACACGGUCAACGCGCACGUGCUCAACGUGCUCGCGCACAGAUACAGUUCAAGCGACGGUUACAUACAGUUCGAUGACUUCAUAAUGUGCGCUGUGCGACUCAAAACCAUGAUCGCAAGCAACGAACCGCUUGAGAAUCUCGAGCGCGAACUGCAGAACCCGUGAGCGAACAGACGGACGCCCGGACAUAAAAACCUUUAAGGGGAGGUCUUCAGGGGGUGACUACGCCACGUUCUCCCUCGACGAAUGGCUGAAUCGCACAGUUUACUCCUAGAUACGAAUAUAUGCCUUAUUAUAUUAAUCUAAGGUCUAAAAUUGCACUUAAUAUGCCAAAUCAUUUUAAUGUUGUAUUGUCACAAAUAAUUAUAUCAUUUAUAAUUUCGGUGUUUGUUUUUAAAACUCAACUACGGGUAAUAAUUUUUUUGGCAUUUCAUUUAAUUUCCUAAUUCGAUGUAAUUUCAUAAUUCGACGUAAAAUAACUUAACAGAUAUGUGUAAGUAAAUAAAAAUAAAGAAUAACAGUAUUUUUGUAUCCACCGAUUUUCCAUUCCAGUUUUAGUCAGAAAUUAGUCAAGCAAUAGUUAGUGCUGUGCGAUAAAGCGAGGAGCUUAUAAGAAUAUGUAUACAGAGUUUAAAAAUACUAAAUGUUUAUCAAAGAAUCGAAUAUAUUUAUGUUAUGAGCACUAAGUUGACUCGACUCGACAUGCAUUUUUGUUGCAAGUUAUUUAUAUGACAAUUUUUUUUACUUAUAUUUAUAAUGUUUAUCCCAAUAUGAGAUCUGAAUAAAUAUGUUAUAUUUC